Helianthus annuus (common sunflower) is the source of this 883-nucleotide messenger RNA. RefSeq lists its product as uncharacterized. Lineage: Eukaryota; Viridiplantae; Streptophyta; Magnoliopsida; Asterales; Asteraceae. The coding region runs from base 34 to 765 and encodes 243 amino acids. The record is from RefSeq and is a predicted model, not a curated record. The transcript has a single exon.
UACAGGAUUCAUAUAGUUUAACCAAGUAUAUCCAUGGCUUCCUUACCUUUUUUCCUUUGUGCUCUCCUAACUUUCUCAUCAAUAUCUUUCCAUGGAAUCUCCGCUGUGAAUUUCGAGGUGAUUAACCUGAACCCCCAACACGCAGGUGCCAUCAAGUUCGAGAAAAUAAUUGGUGGGGUUCCGUUCACUAAAAAAUUAAUGGCUCAGAUCAACCAGUAUAUAUGGUCCAACAUCUUGAAACAAAACACCGCGGCAGACCAAAAACCCCAUACCACUGUAACACUUUUCAUCAAGGAUUUUAUUGGGGGCGAAGCAAUCACUUGGGGCGAUAAUUAUAAAUAUAUUAAUGUUAGUGCGGUUUAUUUACGGGAUUACAACGGGCCAAUGGAGUUGAAAUGGGAAUUCAUUUCCCUUUUACACCAUGAAAUGACCCACGUUUUCCAAUGGAAUGGAGAGGGUAAGACCCCUAUACCUUUGGUUGAAGGGAUUGCAGAUUAUACCAUCUUGAAAGCAAAUUACUUUCCACCGGGCUUUAUGAAGCCCGGUGCAGGAGAUAAAUGGGACCAGGGGUAUGAUUACACAGCCCGUUUUCUUGAGUACUGUGACGGGCUCGUUCCAGACUUUGUGGCAAAGCUUAACAAAAUGAUGAGGAAGACUUACGACGUCUCGUUUUUCAAAAAUAUAACAGGAAAGCCUGUUGAGAAAUUGUGGGCAGAUUACAAGGCUAAAUAUGCGAAGAAGGCUGUUGAAGAAAUACAAGGGUAAACAUAUAUAUGUCAUUGCAUGGUGUGUAUUGUGAACGUCGUGAAAUAAAUGAAUAAUCAUGUUUUUAAUUCGGUAUUAAAUUAACAAAGUACGCCCGUUUGGAAUAUAAUUUCAACUU